This is a messenger RNA of Physella acuta, 11017 nucleotides long. RefSeq lists its product as uncharacterized. The record is from RefSeq and is a predicted model, not a curated record. Lineage: Eukaryota; Metazoa; Mollusca; Gastropoda; Physidae.
AAAAUAUCAACUUCCGGUUAUUUAGAAUCGAGCGUCUCAAAAAAAAAUAUUAUUUAAGCCCAACUUAAAUAUUUUAAAACUCUGGGCUUGUAGAAUAUAUGAAAAGUUUUCAAAAUGCCAAAGCGUAAAAGAAGAACAACACCAAAAAAGAAGAAAAAUGAAGAACCACAGGAUGAUGUAUCAGAGUCAGAUUCAACGGAUAAGCCAUCCUCAGCCAAGAAGGUGGCAGUGUCUUCCACUAGCCAGGAUGAAGCAGAACAAAUAUCCAACUUUGCCAGUGUGUCACUGAUAAACAGUAGUGACACAUCCUUGGCACAUUUUUGGUGUAAUUAUUGUGAGUUUUCUACUGAAGUAAAAAAUGAGCUGGUGUCUCACAUGCGACAACACAUGGUGAAAUGCUCCUACUGUGCUUUCAGUAGCCUUUCACGGUCUGAGGUUGUCAAGCAUAGCAAAGUUGAACAUGAUAAAGAGUUGGAUACAACCACUGCAGAAGUUGAUUCUUCCAGCAGUGGGGAUUGUGAAAUGGACAAAGAUCCAUGUUCAGCUUGUGUCUUCUGCGACUUUAUGACCUAUUCUACCGACCACCUUGAGAAACAUACAGUGACCAAGCACCCUGGCAUGUUACCUAAAUCUGUGGCUAAGAUGAUAAAAAAGGAAGUAAGCGCUCAGGUGAGGAAGGAUGAUGCUCUGUUUUACCUCCCCAGUGAGAGUAUAAUUGAGCGGACAAACACCAGUACAGACACUAUAGUCAUUGACCCUGUGGAGAACAAAAAACCAAAGGAUGUUAAAUUUGAAGUGAAUUCUGCUUUUGUUGACUCAAAAGCACAUCUUUUAGAUUCAUUGAAGGGGAAAUUAGCCGAGGAUAGAAUAAUUGAAUUGCUUAAGAAAUCAACAGAGAAAACAUCUGAUGAGCCAUUAUCAUCCAGUGAAGACAAGGAGCCAAGGUCCAACUGGAAUGUGAAGGUGGAGACAAUGUACUGUUUAACUUGCCCUUACAGCAAUGCCUAUGUUGAUAAGUUAAAGUGUCACACAAUAGUACAACACCCGGUCGGGGCGGCAGUGGGCACGUACAACACAGCAGGUGAGGGGGAUCAAGAUUUAACUUUCUUCUGUGUCAGAGAGGCUUGCAGUUACAACAGCAAUGACCCCUGCUCCUACCAGAAGCAUCUGAUUGAGUGCUGUUCAUGUCAGGAGACAAUGUCAGUGUUGGAAAAAGAAAGGUUGAAGUCUACCAUGACUUAUGUCUUGGACUAUUUGAAAAAACUGAGUAAGAUAGCAGAGGAAGGUUUUCUUGAUUUUGCAUCCCAAAGUCUUGGUGUUGGUGUGUUUUCUCAAUACAGAAAACUUCAAAUUACCCACGCUAGUCAAAACUUCCUUCAUCCUAGAACAGAGAACUCCUCUACGAGUGGCCUACAAAAUUUUUAUCAGGCACCUGUGACAGGGUUGCAGAACACAGGCUCAGUAGGGAACCUUCACAGAAAUAAUGAUCCACAAGGAAUUCCUCAAAGCUUUAAUAGAAACAUGGAGUGGAAAACUGGCCACUAUCAAGGUUUAAGAGGAGGAAAUGCAUUAGACUUAAACCCACAGAUAUCUCCUACAGUACACCAGACUCCUUUGCAACCAUCUUUUCAAAUACCAAACCCUACUGUAUCAUCUAACCACUCUGGGUUAGUUGGAUACUCAUUGCCCAGGGAAAAUAGUGGCCCUAGUUUUACACCAGCAGAUCGAAAUCAAGGCUUUGUACCUUCAAACAGUUUGCCACAAGCCAGCAAUACAUUUCACACACUGUCAAGCAGAAGUGGGUUUAAUCCCGCUUUAAUCAACUCAGCUGAACAAAUAGGCACUGGGUUACAGCACAGUGCUGACCCAGAGCUGAAUGCUCAGAAUAAGCAGCAGUCAGUGAAUUUGAUUUCAGACUCUAUUUCUGUUUUACUCAAUCAAAGAAGCAUGCAAGACGUCUCAUCGCCAACUUCAGUGAUUUCAUUAACAGAGCAGCAUAUGGUUACCACCCCGCAUGCUAUGCAGCAAAAUUUUGGUGCCCAAAGAGGAAUGGGCUUGCAUAAUCAACCAGUAAACUCUAACAGCCAAGAUAUUUCAUUUCCUUCCAACACACACAAUGGGCCACCUCAAGACAUGCCUUCAGUACCAGAACUGAAUGUAGUACCAGAGCCUGGAAGUGUUGGAAAUCAUUUCCAGUAUCCUAUCCAAGUCAAUCAGCAACCUGUCCCAAAUAAUGGCAGCUUUGGUGCACUCCGUGGUGCUUUGUCAACUUCAAGCUCCUCGCCAAACUCCAACAAACAAGUUCAAAACAUCCCAAACUUCCUGGUGACAACCAGUGGCCCCACACCCACUGCUGAAUCUCCACAAGGAUAUGUGACAGCACCUACUUUUUUGAAUCAAAGACCCCAGACAGGUAGAGCUACAGCCCCUCAACUGCCCAACACUCCACCGAGAAAUGCCAAUGUCCCAGCCAAUGUGGCUGGAGCUUCACCCUUGAGCCCCAGUAUUUAUCUUAGUGGUCAAGUCCCAAGACACAAAAGGUCCAGCUGGACUGAUGCAGACAUGAGACCCAAAGGAGCCAUUAUAUCAACUAUGCAGAACAGAGGAGCAGUGACACUGAGUGGGAACCCCGUUCAGCUUUAUCAGCCUCCUCAAGCUCCUCAAGCACCCCAAGGACACAAUGUACGUCAGAGGUUGUUUUCCGCCGGCCAGCCCCGUGGCAGAGGUGGUAGGGGUAGAGCCAGGAUGUAUCCUCAGUCUCAGAGGUUUGGUCUUGAGGAAGAUGACGAUGUCAUUGUUACUGCUGUUGUCAGAUCUGCACAACCUGAGCAAAGUUAUCGCCAGCCUUUAGGACGAGGUAUCAGAGGAUCGGGUCACAUGCCUAGGGGAAGAGCACCCAAUGCACCAAGAAUGCCAGUACAAUUCCCUAGCCCCAAUAUACCGGCAGUUUCUCCACAGCGUAAGGGAGCGGCCUUGGCUCACCCACCUCCACCACCAAAACAGUUUGACAUAAGUAAACAUUUUGAGGACCUCGCUUGUGUGGUCAAUUCAAAUUUAGAGGAAGAAGGCAGGGGUGAUGAUGACAUUCAGAUUCUUGGUAUGACUCCAGGCAAAGACAAAGAGAAAUCUAAGGCUGUGGAUGCCAGCAUGUUCUCUUUCUGUUGUGUACAUUGUGGAAAAGACCAAGGGUCCAAGAAUGUAAUGAAGCAACACAUGAAAACCAGACACAAUGACUCCUUGCUGGGAGCCUUCACCAACAAGGAAACAGGGCAGUUUCUGUUCUUUUGCCCACAGUUAAACUGUGAAUUUAUGACCUAUGACGAGCACAGGUUAAGUGAACACCUGCACAAAUGCUUCAAUUUAGACAGCUCAAAACCAUUUGAUAUAUUAACUGCAGUAAAAAACUUGAAAUCUAUGAAGAUAAGGCAAUUAGAUGUGAGGACAAUUGGCCGGUCUCAGGAUAAUCCUAUAGACCUAGAUGGACAAGGUAUGAAGGACAAUUUCAGUAGCAGUCUGAAUGAUGCUUAUGGGGACAUUGUUGUCAGUGCAUCUGGACGGCAGAUUGCCAGGCCUCAGACACCACCUCAUUUACAACCUCCUCCCCCUCAUCCUUACCCUCCACAGCCAAGAGGUCCUAUACGUGGUCCAAUACCACCUAGGUAUCAAGACCCAAGCAGCGCUAGUCAGAGAAUGAGAUUAAACAACUAUCCACAACAGCAUGGAAUGAGACCUCCGGGGUAUACCAACAGACCCAAUUACAUGAAUAUUCGUCAUCCAAGACCAACUCAUCCAGAGGUCAGGCCAAGUUACAGGCCAAAUGUUGGUCCUCAUGGCAACCCAAGAAUGAUGAUGGGAGGCAUGAGGGGGAUGGCGCCAAGAGCUCCGAGAAUGAUUGCACCCCCUCCACAAUUACUCGCUCCCCAGGUUCCAAUAGUCACCACCCAGAGAGGCGGGGAACAGGAGCCUAUUGUGAUAGAUCUAGACGCAGACUCGCCUGAACAGUCAGUCCCAGUACCAUCACCGCAGUCUUUCACAACAUUAGACCAGCCGUUUCCUCCCCCCACUGAAUCAUCAGAUCAUCACAUGUCAGUUUUAGAUGCCAGAGUCCCAAGGGAAGUAACCAGCAGCUCCAUCCCAACUCUUCAGACAGGGCUUGACACAUACCAGAACCACCCCCAAGCUCUAGAUACUGGCACUGCUAAUGAAUGUUGGACACCAUCCUCUGUGUCUCAACCCAACUUUGAACCAAGCAAUGGUACUAAUAGUUUAGCUGCCCAACCUUCAGAAACAAACUGCUCCAACUCAAAUGUGCAACAAGCUAAUUCUCCACAACCUUUGGCAAGCUAUUCAAAGAAUAACUACAGCUCUGUACUGAAUGAUGAUGAUGACUUUGAUGAAGAAGAAAGAGUCAACGCUGUGGUGUUAGAGAAAGUUUUUGCUAAAGUGCCUAACAUGCCAAAGACUCUGUCUCAUCGCCUAGUUUCCAAAUUCAAGGAAUAUGCAAAUUUCCGUGGUGUUAAAAUCACACCAGAUUCAAAGGUAAUUGAUGAAUUUGUUAGCAAAAUAUCCUAUAAAGGAAACAGCAAUGAUAAUUCAAAAGAGUCAUUACCAAAGUCAUCUAAUGUAAAUCCAGCCCCUCCGCCAACUAACUAUGAUGGAAAUUCUACAUCAGAAGCACGAGGAAUAAAUGAUCAUCUAAACAGUUCAAGCUCGGUUGAUGAAACCUAUAGCAAUACUCAUGAUUCAGUGGAUGAAUCUUGUAGCAAUAGCCAUGAGGAUGAAUCUGUUGCUUCCUAUUCACAGAGUGAAGACAACACUGAUAAUGAACCCAUGAACUUAUCAACAACGGAAGAUUUGUCUGAGGUCAUCACAACUCAUGUGAUACUGCCACAGCACACCAUUCAGUUCUCUGGACGCUUUGCCCACAUCAUGCAAAAAAACAGUGCCGGAGAAUCUGAGGCCAGUGUGUCAUCUGGUGACACACAGCUUUGUGGAGAGACAAACAUACAGCAGGCUAAUAAUAGCUUGAUGGGCACCACACACAGCACAGCAGGGGAAACCACCCAGUCUCCAGCAAACCUGCAGAGCUGUGAUAUCCAGGGUAACUCUGCAUCACCAGAACAUUUUGACACUCAGGAAAAAACAGCUGCUGAUCCAGAAAUAGAGAAUUCAGACAUGACAACAGAGCAUGAUAUGACACUCUUGAAAAAUGACACUUUCAAAUCAACCCUAUCUGACUUAUCCCUACCUCUGUCAAAUAACAGCCAUGCUUUCAAACAGAAGCAGAAAUACUCACCUCGUAGAAACAGCAUUAACUUUCCCCGGGAAAAUUGCAUUAUCAUCAAAACAAUAAGAAGAUCGGGUUCAUUUCCUUUGAACUUAUCUUCGUCAUCCGAUAAUCCAGUUUCAUCUGGUAAAAUAUCACCAACAUCUGGUGACUUUUCAGUUUUGAGCAGAGUUUCAGCUUUACCUUGCAACAAUGCAGAUUCAUCCAAGAAUAUUUCAUCUUCUUCUGGUAAAAAUUCACCUGCAUCAGGUAACUUUUCAACUUUAAGCUGUGUUUCACCUACAUCAGGUAACUUUUCAACUUUGAGCAGUGUUUCACCUACAUCAGGUAACUUUUCAACUUUGAGCUGUGUUUCCCCUACAUCGGGCAACUUAUCAACUUCAAACGGCGGUUCAGCUUCAUCUGGCAAUACUGCAGUUUUAGACUGCAGCUCAGCUGUGAUAUGCAACAGCAACACUUCUGCUCUGGACUGUAGUCAAGCUACAUCAUUCGAUACCUUAGCAUCAGCAGGCAAUAGUUCUCCAAAAGACACAUCUAACCCCAAUCUUGUAGAUGAUUUAAUUUUAGAGCCCUCUGAAUUAAAGCAAACAGCCCAUUUGAGAAGCUUUAACUCAGCAUGUGAUUCUGAGGUAGCUGUUCUCUAUCCAUCUGUUGAAUCUGGCAAUGAAGAACAAGACUCGGCCCAUAGAAUCUCACUAAAGCAAGAUCAGGUAACUCUGACUGCAACCACCCCCACUCCCAGGACAUCCAGCGUUUAUCAAAUUGUCUCAGGCCACGCUGAUCUUGAGGUUGAUGUAGCUGAAAAGCCUGAUGACACGAAUUUAUAUUAUGUAUCAAAGCAAAAACCUCAUGAGACUAGUAACAAGUUAACAGUUACUGUAAGAAAGGGUGUGAAAGACUUUCAAAAACAGCAACGAACAUUAACCAAGAUAAUGCCUAAGAAGGCUAUUGGUGAUGGCACUAUCAAACCCAAAAGACAAAGCAAGCUUGUGGACAUGAAAACUGGUAAACUUGUAUUGAAAGUUACCAAAAAAGGAAGGCCUAGGAAGAAAGCAGAAGUGGGGGUUAAAGUUCAAGUUGUGGCUGAAAAGAAAGAUGAAGAAAAGACGGCUGACAAUGACUCAACUAAAGCAGCAAUUGAAAUUUCUGGUAGCUUAGUUGAUGAACCCACAGAUAAGGAAGCUUCUGAGUCUUUAAAUGUGGAACCAGCAAGUGAAUUGAAUGAAGAACUACCAGAAAAUACUGACAAAAUAGAAGAAAUGUUGAAAACCCCUGAAAAGGAUGAAAGUGUGAUUGAAAAUACAGAGAUCUUUGUUAGGCGAUCGGAUCGAAAACGUAAGGUUAUUCUUAGUGACUAUAGGGCCAGUAUAGAUGAUCUGUCAGAUGAAGAUGAAGAGUUUAAUUUUGAUGAUGACGAUGAUGAUGACUCGGAUAGUGAUAAGAAAUGGCAGAGUGAGCUGCAUUCCAACAAGAAAAAAGUGAAGAAAACAAAGCCAGCACCUGACCCAACAGCCUACAAUACAUCAACUAAAGGAAAAUACAAAUGCUGGCUGUGCAAAAAAAUUUUCCUGAAAUGUGGCUGUGCCAAAGUGCAUUUGUUAAAAAAGCAUCAGGAAGGUUUGUGUUCAGUGGAUGUGUUACAAACUGAAGAGACAGGAUCAUUGCACCUAUUGUUGUACUGUCCCAGGGACUGCAAGUAUGCCACGUUCAGCCUGGAAGGAUUUAAAAGCCAUGUAGAGAGCUGUGAGAAACCAGUGCAGAAAGAGAAUGGAGAUGCUGUGUUGGAGAAAAACAAAACGUUCAUUGAUUGUGUUUAUCCUGAGUUAAUAAAUACUGAGCCAAAAGUCUUGUUGGAGACUUCCAAAAAGAAGCCAGUAGCUAAAGAUCCCUCCAAGCCCAGGAAGAGGAAGAAAAAGCCAGUUGUGGAUCCUGGUCAAGCUGAGGUUUCUGCUACAUUUUCCCCAGAUGGGAACACAGUAACUUCAGAGCAGCGCUCUCAACUCCCCCAUCCUUCCUCUGUUGGUACUCAUCUAAAUAAUACCCACCAAGCCUUACCUGAAGAUUUAAGUUUAAAUAGACAAAACUUGAGCCAACAAAAUGUUCCUGCAUCUUCACAGCAGCACCCUAUGUUCAGCAGGCCAAUGCCUACUCCGCAGCACAGAAUGAUGCAAAAUCAGCACUUACCUUCACACUUUCCACCAGCGGCCAGAACACCCAAUACUGCCUCACGCUUGCCGGUGCAGCACAGAGAAAAGGAAAUGCAACCUGGUGUGCAUCCUAAAGCACCACAGCCAUAUUAUUACCAGCAGCUGAAGGCUACACAAUCCAAGACUUUUAAACAGCCUCUUCAUAACACAGGUUCUGUUGGUCAACCCCAGCAUACACCUGGUCAACCCCAGCAUAUGUCGGGGCAGCAUCAGGUCCAUAACACUGGUUCUGUUGGUCAACCCCAGCAUACGUCGGGGCAACCCCAGCAUAUGUCGGGGCAGCAUCAGGUCCAUAACACUGGUUCUGUUGGUCAACCCCAGCAUACGUCGGGGCAGCAUCAGGUCCAUAACUUAGGUUCUGUUGGUCAACCCCAGCAUACGUCGGGGCAACACCAGGUCCAUAACACAGGUUCUGUUGGUCAACCCCAGCAUACGUUGGGGCAGUAUCAGGUCCAUAACAGUGGUUCUGUUGGUCAACCCCAGCAUACGUCUGGUCAACCCCAGCAUACGUCGGGGCAGCACCAGGUCCAUAACACAGGUUCUGUUGGUCAACCCCAGCAUACGUUGGGGCAACACCAGGUCCAUAACAGUGGUCAGCUCCGCUAUGGGUCAGAGCAGCAUCAAAUGUCUGGCCCUGCUGGAGUCUUGCACCGUCCAGCAACAUUUCAAAGGACUGUUAACCCUUCUCGUGACACUGUGAGCCCAAGUCAAAACUUGAAGUACACUCCUCAUACUUACAGACAUAUUCAUGAAAGUCACUCAUCACCUCCUCACCAAAACCAGAGUUUCAGUAAUAUUCAAGAAGAUUACACAGUAGAAGAUAAUGGCACCAUAUGUUUAGAGUAACCAUAUUGUACUCAUUAAGUGUUUUUUUUCCUGAUAAAUUUAUUGCUGCAUGGGUACUUUUGUUCUUAAAACUUGACUUUUUUCUAAUUCUGUUAUUUAACUAAUCAAAAAUAGCUCUUACUAGGACAUGAUUUUUUUUUAUCAUGAUUGAAAAAGGGACUUCUUACAUUGUUUUUCUGUAAUAACAUGGUUCCUAUAUUAUUUAUGUUAUAUUUGCUUCAGUAUUUUUAAUUAGGAUUCUAAUUAACUAAGAUGGAUGAAUUGCCCUGUUCUAGUAGAAUAUAUACUCUACACUUACAUGUUACUUGUUUGAUCUUUACAAAUGUAAAGAGGUUUUUUGUUGUUAUUUUUUUUCUAAUUUUAAAGCAAUGUUGCUUAGUUCUAUCAUUUUUAAAGUUAAAUAUAGAACAUAAGCUUUUAAAUAUUUUUUUAAAGUCUGUACAUCUCAAUUUUAAAAGAUACUGACCUGUUAAUUUUAAAUUUAUUUUAGUUUGACUUUAUGAUAUUUUUCUAUCUCAAUAAGUAUUCACAUUUGAUUUUAUUUUCAAAUAUUACUUUAGGUUAGAAGACAUUUUAAAGCAGGGAGUUGAUGCAUAACUUUAAUAAUGUAACUGCUGACGCAAACAAAACUUCCGUUGAUUGUAAUCCCAUCUGAAAUAUAAAUUCAACAAAACAUUUUUAGCUACAUUUUUUUUAGCUAGAUUAAAAGAGAUUAAUCACUUUUGACUUUAUUAGCUAAAUUUAGAUACUGCCAUCAAGGAUAUAGAUCUGUAUCCUUGCUUGCAGUAUGUAGUUUUAGCAAAUAACAAUAGCAAUCCCUAUUUUUCUGUAUAAUUUGCAAGUUACUGGUAGGCACAAUUUUUGCCACUUUAAAAAAUUAUUUCUUCAAAAGAUGUUUCUGAUAACAGAAUUACAUUUAUUCAUAUUACCUAACCUUCAGACUUACAAAUUAGAAAUCUUUGAGCAAUUUCAUCAAGCUUAGAGUAAGACUAAAUAGCUAUUUUUAGAUAUUGCAAAUUGGGAUUUGUUUUUUUAGAGAGAAAAAAUCUCUGUCUUGACUCCAUGGGUAGUUAAAUUCAUUCAUUUCCUCACAAAAUUAACUAUGGUAUUUUUUUUUAAUUUUUAAUACAUUUAUUGACUGAUUAAUAUAAAAUAGAAGCAAGGUUCAUUUUUAUUGAAACUGAAAUAAAAAUUGUGUGUAACACAAUGGCUGGAUUCUUUAUGAAACUUGCCAAAUUGAGCAUUUACCAUCUACACAUGUAUAAAUAAUGUAUUUUGUUCUAUAUUAAUUGUCUAGAGUCUAGACAAUGGUUCAGACAAUCUAAUUUUCAAACAAAGCAUCCUAUGAGUGCAAGAUUCCCUAACUACUAGAAAGAACAUAUUUCUGAGCUCUUUUUUUUUUAGUUUUUUUUUUUUAAGCUUUUGAUAUUCAUCUCUUACAUUUGUACCAUCUGAUUUUUGGCACUUUUUGAAAAGGUCCUAGCCUUUCCAGCUUUCUUAUUUCCUGACAUUUUUUUUAUCUCUUUGUUAUCUUUCUAGGGUUGUUGGUGAUUGUUUAACUGGUAUAUUUUGCUGUACUCUCUUGGGGGUCAACCAUGAAUAAUGCCUGCACUAGGAGGGCUUAAGACUUUUUUAAUGAUUAUUGGAUAGGGGGGUCAAAUAUGAUGUAGCAUUUUUUUAAAACAAAAGUGAUGAAAAAGAUUAAUUUUUGCUUAUUGGAGGUAAAAAUGUGACAUCAUUUAUAGUCGGUAAAUGUUUGUUUUGAAAGACUCGUCCAUAACAUUUACUAUUCUCUGGUAUUUUUUUUCCAACAUGAUGGAGAAUGCUAAGCAAAGUAUGCCAUAAUUGAUUUUAUUUUUUGGUAAGUUGAUUUUAAUACAAAAAUGCUCAUUGCAUUUACCUGUUUAAUUUGUUGAGCAUGUUAAAACUGUCAUUAUUGGCAAGCUGUGUUCUAAUGGUUGUAUUGUAUUUGUGAGUAAACUUAAGAACAGUUUUGUAUUGGGUUCCUGGCUCUAGUCUGGUCAAGUGAACUAUUGGAUGCAUAAAGCCUUCUCUAUAUGAAUGAAUCAUAAUAAAUACCCACAGAGUUUCAGUGAAUAAUGUAUACGUGGCAACAUGGCUGCGUUAUCCUCAUUGAAUCUUUCUUAACUUUAUGUAACUCAAUCGUUCUAACUGUAUUUUAUCAAGAUUUUUAAAAACAUUUACCAGCUUAGUACAGCCUGCUCUGUUCAAGGAUCUGAUUUCAGCAGUUUUAUUAUGCCUUAAAAACUUUAUUUUUAUUCUGUGCAUGCAUUGUAUAGGAAAACAGUUUCUUUUGAAAGUUUUUUAUUUGGUUUAAAGCUUUUAAAAAUAGUUUACAGUUAAGUUUAACAUGUAUGAUCUUUCACCAAAGUAGGCCCCCCAUAUCUUCAUUUAACCCCCAUCACCCAAUCGUGUGAGGACUGCUGUAAUUUACGUCACAGUACCAUGUUUGAAGCUUGUUUAAAACUACAUGCUAAUUUUAUCUGAUAAUUUAAUUUUAACAGAUAACAAUUACAUAUUUGUUAUGAUGGAUAAUAUUGUUUUUUUUUUAUAGCUGUCUGUCAGAAAGUAAAUAAUUUUCUGUUGUUUAUCAUAUAUAUAAUAUAUUAUUUGUCAGAUCAUAGCAUAUUAUAAUUUUAAAUCAUUAAAGCUUUAC